CCGAGAAAGAAGAGAAAGCGAAGCAGCGACCAGGCGGUAGCAGCAAUGGAGAGCCGAAGGACUGGGAGGGUGAGCGAAAAUGUUCGAGGGACAUGGCGUGGCGGCGUGACAAGAUAAAGGGAUCUCGGUCCGCAGCAGGGAGUUUGUCUGGAAAACAAAGUCACGGGCGAGGAGUCGAGCUGAGUGUCUGGGAGCAUUUUCAUUUCGCUUUGCUUUGGUCUCACCUCGUUUAACCUGAUCAGUGCGCACACAACGUUUCUGCUGAGCGGUAUCUGCAGAGAGAAAGAAGUCUGUGGCUAACAACCUCCUCUGACAGGAUAAAAGUAUGAGUCGAGAUGGGUGGGCGAAGAAGAGAGCCAGUGCCAGUGAAGACAAUGGUUGGGCCGAAAAGGGCGGCUACAUGGCUGCCAAGGUUUCGAAGCUGGACGAGCAGUUUAAACUCGACGCCCCCAGAGAAAAGCAGAAGCAAGGAACGUGCUCCAGCAUCUUCAGUGGCGUGGCUAUUUAUGUCAAUGGCUACACAGAUCCAAGCGCAGACGAACUACGCAGACUGAUGAUGCUGCACGGCGGCCAGUUCCACGUCUACUACUCGCGCUCCAAGACCACCCACAUCAUCGCCAGUAACUUGCCUAAUAGCAAAAUUAAGGAGCUCAAAGGGGAAAAGGUCAUCAGGCCAGAGUGGAUCACGGACAGUAUCAAGGCCGGGCAUCUCCUACCUUACAUACAGUACCAGCUGUAUGCUACACACAGAGGACCCAUCUUCCCUGGCAUGACUCUUCGCCAAACCUCAGAGAUUGCAGAAUCAAGUCACGGACAGCUCCAGCCAAAUGUCCAUCAAAGACUUCAUCCGCCACAAUGCAAAAUUAAACGCUCUCCCCUCAACAAUGAGCAGCCGUCAGCCAGCUGCCAGAACAACUCCGCCUCUAUCUCCAGUCACAGUCGACCUCAACCCCAGUCCGCCCGGCGCAGCUCCGCGGCUCACUCUGUUAACCCCCAACCAAGUCAUUUAGCAUCCAGUCACCUCAUUACAGAUCCCAGGCACAGAAGCCCUUUACACACCCACCCACUGUCUAAUCCCAGCCACACAAAGCACCCACACAAGUCUCCACAGUCUGCUUCCCCACAGGAAGCGGAAUUGCAAAUAAACGGAUUGUUGCAGACCUCACUGGAUACGAUGAGCCAUUCAAAAGUGAAUGAAAUGCCAGAAUGUGGAAAAGAAGAUCUUUGUUUUGCAGGGAACCCAAAGGUGGUGAGGGAAGCCCCGUUGACCAACGGACACGCUCAUCUUGUUAACGGUGCCUUAAAGCCGGAGGACCUGUCGCCUGUUACUGAUCAACCCUCUUUUGACAAGGACCCGUCCAAAUGCAAAUUCAAGAGUCCGCCGAAUAAACCUCAGAGUACUCCAGGCAAGUUCCAGACCCAGCCUGACCCGUACGAGUUCCCCCACAGUCCUCCAAAGCAGUCCGAGCAGUCCUCUGGAACCGGCGGGCAGAGGCCGAAACCUCCACCGCCCGCUCACCACGAGGCAGUAAAAGCCACCGAAACCCACCCGCUCCCAAAGCAGCUCCAGCCGCCAGCUCAGGUUGAUAUCAUUUCUGAAAAGACUCAUAUUUCCCCUUCGUCUUGCUCUGUCUCACAUUCUCCAGUUCGACUGAACGGGAGCCACCACAAAGCCUUGUCACCGGACCCCGCCUCCAUCAGCGCGACUCAUUUAUCGGCCAAACCCGAUCCUCCCGCCAACGAGUCGCUCUCGACGCCAAACAGGUCUUCGGUGCAGCUCCUCGAGCAGACGGGGGGUUUGAUUUCAGAGUUCUACUCCCACUCGCGCUUGCACCAGAUCUCCACGUGGAGGACGGGCUUUUCUGAAUAUGUCAAUGAACUGCAUAGCAAACGGAAAGUGGCGGGAGGCGUCUGCUUUCCUGGGAGGGACCGGCUGAGGAAGUCGGCGGCGCAGGGAUCUACAGAGAGUCGAGGCACGUCUGCACCAAUUGGCGUUAAAUCUUGCAUUCUCCACGUGGACAUGGACUGCUUCUUUGUAUCCGUGGGGAUCCGACAUCGACCGGACCUGAAAGGAAAGCCUGUAGCAGUGACCAGUAACCGUGGACAGGGCAAAGUGCCCGUGAGACCUGGGGCAAACCCUCUAGUGGAGCAGAAGUACUAUCAGAGGAAAUAUACUCAUCCUGAACCUGAGGGGACAGACGAUGAUCUACACAGAACUCCGACGCAAGAGAGCCCCGAGUCCCACGCCAACGGAGUGGAUCAAGACGCCGCCGCUCUAUCAAUGGCAGAGAUCGCCUCCUGCAGUUACGAGGCUAGGCAGGCAGGCGUGAGGAACGGGAUGUUUUUCGGAAAAGCAAAACAGUUGUGCCCCUCGCUGCAAGCCGUCCCGUAUGAUUUUGAGGCCUAUAAAGAGGUGGCGCUCAACAUGUAUGAUAUUCUGGCUGGUUAUACCCACGACAUCGAGGCUCUCAGCUGUGAUGAAGUGUUGAUAGACGGUUCUGCUCUGCUAGCGGAGGUGGGCGUCAACCCGGACGAUCUGGCCAGAGCAAUCAGGGCCGACAUCAAGGAGAAAACGGGGUGCUGUGCUUCAGUGGGCAUGGGGUCCAACAUCCUUUUGGCUCGACUGGCAACCCGCAAGGCCAAGCCAAACGGGCAGUACUUCCUCAAGUCUGAAGAAGUGGAUGAUUUUAUCAGGGACCUGCCAGUGACCAGCUUACCAGGUGUUGGGCCUGUUAUGGGUAGGAAGCUAGCUGCUAUGGGUGUGAGGUCUUGUGGGGACCUCCAGCAAGUGUCUCUUUCUCAGCUGCAAAAGAAGUUUGGACCCCGCACCGGUCAAACCCUAUUCCGCUUCUGCAGAGGUCUGGAUGACCGGCCCGUCCGCUACGAGAAGGAAAGGAAAUCUGUCUCGGCAGAAAUGAACUACAACAUUCGCUUCACCGGGGUCGAUGAGGCCGAGUCUUUUCUGACUAACUUAUCCAUGGAGGUGCAAAAACGUCUGCAAGAUGCAGGACUGCGAGGCCGCAGAGUCACCCUCAAGGUCAUGGUUCGCAAGAUUGGAGCUCCACUGGAACCGGCUAAAUAUGGUGGUCAUGGCAUCUGUGAUAAUCUAGCCAGGACUGUGAUGCUCGCUCAGUCCACUGACAGCGGUGAGCUGAUUGCCGCUGCAGUCAUCAAGCUGUUCCACGCCAUGAAGCUGCAGGUGCAGGACAUGAGAGGUGUCGGCAUCCAGGUCCAGGUUCUUGAGGGAAAUCAGUCAGCUGCUCAGGACUCAAAGGGCCUUCGGAUACGCUCCAUCAAAGACAUGUUGGUGGGCCAGGGACAGAGCACCAGAACCAGUAGCAGAGAUGUUGCAGACACACACAGGGAAAAGAGUUCCUCUAAAACAGCCCCGUCGUCCAGCUCCUCUCCACAUCCUUUGUCGCCUGCUGAGCCGGUCCCAGGAACAAGCAAAGACCACCCAGCGUCCAGACAAACUCCAAAACAUUCCCGAACACGUCUCAACUUCAGUAUCGAGGUCCCUUCCCCCUCACAGGUGGAUCGCUCUGUGUUGGAGGCUCUGCCCGCAGAGCUGAGGGAACAAGUGGAGCAGUCGUGGAUUAAGAGAGACGGGAGAACGAAUAACUGCCACACACCUGAUCCUCACCGCUACACUCCUAACUCCCGUCCAGCCACCCCUCCCCGUCCUCCUCUUACCCCUGUACCUGCACGGUACACUUCGCCUGCAGGAACGUUGGUUCUGCAGAUCCCGAACCAGCCAGACAGCCCGGGAAUUGUACUGGAACUACCUAGCUUCUCGCAGGUGGAUCCCGACGUAUUUGCCGCCCUUCCCAAAGAGCUACAGGAGGAACUAAAGUCUGCCUACAGCCGUGUAACAAACGUCCAACCCCAAGGGAUAAUGUCGGAGCAGAGGAAUCCACUGCUGCAGCUAAAACAGCCCGGUAUGGGAAUUGGCAUUGGUCGAGUGAAGCGGCGCUACAAGAGGAAGAACGUCAGUCCUCUUAAAAAGGGAGCUUCACCACUAAAGAGGCGUCAAGCGACAAACAGCCCGGCCAAGUCCAUUCCAUCCCCUGUAAAAACACGGGGUCAGAACAUACUGAAGACCGAAAAUGGUGCAUCAGCGUCGACCUCAAAACCUGACAUCCAAGUAUCUGUGACUAAUCUGACUGCCCGUCCUGCUCCGGCGUUGGCCGGAGCCUGUGACCUGACAGACAUUAAAACUCUCCUGCGAGAGUGGGUCACCACCAUAACAGAACCCAUGGAGGAGGACAUCCUGCAGGUGGUGAAAUACUGCACUGAUCUGAUUGAAGAUAAAGACCUGGAAAAGUUGGAUCUGAUUAUAAAAUAUAUGAAGAGGAUCAUGCAGCAGUCGGUGGAGUCUGUGUGGAGUAUGGCUUUCGACUUUAUCUUAGACAACGUGCAGGUGGUGGUGCAGCAAGCGUAUGGUAGCACCCUGAAGGUAUCAUGAAGAAGUACAGAUUUUAUAGCUUGGCCAUUACAGCUACACUUUUUUUUUUUUUUUUGUCUUUCUACCUUCACGUGGUUAUCAGAUCAUGACAUCACAUUGUGAUUUUCAGUUUUGUGCCUCCCGGGAGCGAGGCGCAAAUAAUGGUUACAUGCACACAAUACAAGGACGAGCCAUGACAGUAUUCAGAAUGUACAACGCUAACAAUACUCUUCAAAUGUCAAGAACUUCAAACUGAAGUUCUCAAAAUCUACUCCCCGUCACCCACAACUGUGAUAAUCAUACCAGCUUUUUCCAAAUUCAUUUAAGCUUCAUAACACUCAGCUCCAUACGUGUGUCUCAUUUCACCUGAAGGUCCUUACAGGUAUUGCUUACAUGUUUCUUGCACAUCUCUGUUCUAAAGUUUUUCUUUUUCUUGGUGAGUGUUUUUCAUCUGAUAAAGCAACUUUUGUCAUCAGUCCAAGGAUAAGAUUUUUAAAAAAAAGAAUGAUGAACACUUUUAUCAUGUUUCGAUGCAAAUCAUCUUUUAGCAGUUUUUCAGUCUGUUGGUUUUGUAGCACACCUCAUAUAUCACACAUAAAAUGAUCUCAGAAACUGUAGGACAAAAAUGUCACUUUUUUUUUUUGUUUGUUUUUUAUUGUUCAUUUGGUGCUCCUCGCCGCUAGCACUUAUCUGUGAAGUAUCUGCAGCUGCUGCAUACGGUAGUAUCUUUUUUUUUUGUCUCUUUCAAAGAAAGUGCCAAAUCUUGUUAUUAUGGUGUGUAAAUAAUGUUUUUAAAGAUCCUUGUCAAAAAAUGUAUGCAGAGGAAUUACCUCUUGUAUUGUUUACCAGUAGUGAUUUCUUAGUAACUGUCUUUAAAUUGUAACUCUUCUCUCUCUAAUUGUUCCAACAUGGAAAUCUGAAGCUGGCCAAAGCACUUCACAUGAGGUUAACUGUUGAUUCUCAGUAGCACUCUGAUUCGGGAGGACAUUGACAACGGGUCAUGGCAAUCAAUAAGUAGCCUAUGCAUUUCUUCUUUUUUCCACAAACAACUGAGAUGUCCCUUAGAGAUAAUGUAACCUUUCAUAAAGCAUUUGUAUUUGGAGUAAAUCUAAUAUUCUGUGUUUUCACUGGUUUCUUAAGUCUGAAAUGAUGCUGGAAUUGCAUAGGAACGGGUGAUCUGAUUUUUAACUCUAUGACCUAUCUUGUAUAUUUCACACUCUGGAGACAUUUGUCUGACCUGUGGCCACAUUGUUAGUGUGUUUCUGUAAAGGACAUUUUGAUUUUGACAUGAUUUCACCAGAUCUCACCGUGGAAGACCAUAUGCGUGUUGUUGAGACUUUUGUUUCAAGGAGUAUCCCUAUAUGCAAACCAAAUCAAUCCGUCUUUUUAAACUUGUUGAUAUGAAUGUAAUUCAGAAUGUGUGAGUCACCGCUCACUUUCAGGACGUUGCUUCUCUUCACCAUUCAUAUCUUUCCUGAAGUUAAUGGCCAGAAGUUACAAUUGGCCAGUCUUGUCUUCUCUAAACUGGCUUGUGCCUGAAGACCUGAAGCUGUGAACUUUGUUUGUACGUUUUCUAAAUCUUGGUAAUAAACUGUAAAGUCUGUAUUAAUGUA
Messenger RNA from Mugil cephalus (flathead mullet), 6057 nucleotides. RefSeq names its product REV1 DNA directed polymerase (gene rev1). Gene Ontology annotation, cellular component: nucleus. The transcript is spliced from 22 exons. NCBI's taxonomy places the organism in Eukaryota, Metazoa, Chordata, Actinopteri, Mugiliformes, Mugilidae. The record is from RefSeq and is a predicted model, not a curated record. Gene Ontology annotation, biological process: error-prone translesion synthesis; error-free translesion synthesis. The coding region runs from base 326 to 4465 and encodes 1379 amino acids. Gene Ontology annotation, molecular function: deoxycytidyl transferase activity; damaged DNA binding; DNA-directed DNA polymerase activity.